Molecule: messenger RNA, 2662 nt
Organism: Tarenaya hassleriana
Lineage: Eukaryota; Viridiplantae; Streptophyta; Magnoliopsida; Brassicales; Cleomaceae
Product: pentatricopeptide repeat-containing protein At1g08070, chloroplastic-like
Exons: 7
Coding region: 46-1932 (628 amino acids)
Biological process (GO): RNA modification
Molecular function (GO): RNA binding; protein binding
Source: RefSeq, a predicted model, not a curated record
GGAUAAAAAUCCUCUUUUUCAAAUAUCUCUGUGCCGGGAAACUCCAUGGAAAACGAACUGCUGAGAUUAUUGGGGAGAUGUGGAAGAGUGUUCCAAUUGAAGCAAAUUCAUGCUCAUAUUCUCGUCCAUGGCUUACAAUAUGGAGCCUUUAUACUUCCGAAGCUUCUCUCUCUCUCCGCUGAGCUCUGUUCGCUUCAAUAUACCGUUAGCGCUUUCUGGGCUGCGAAGAAUCCGACAGUUGUCGCCUGUAAUACUAUGAUCAAGUGCUUCGUGGGAAAAAACAAUGGUGGUGGUGGUAUUAGGGUUUAUAAUCGAAUGAAGGAUUUAAAGGUAAUGCCUAAUAGCUUUACAUUCACGUUUCUUUUGAGGUGCUUUGGAUCAUUUGAAGGCACGAGAGAUGGUAUGGCGAUACAUGGAGAGAUUCUGAAGCUGGGUUUAGGUUCUAGUGUGUUUGUGCAGAAUACCCUUUUGGAUUUCUACGUUAAAUGUUGGGGAAGGUUGGAUUUUGCUCGACAGGUGUUCGAUGAAAUGCCCGAGAGAGACAUAGUUUCGUGGAAUUCCAUGAUUGGUGUUUAUAUGGGGCAAGGUGACAUUGAAUCUGCGAUUGGAUUGUUCGAGAGUAUGCCCGAGAGGAAUACCGUAACGUGGAACUCCUUAAUUUCGGGGUUGUGUAAAGCCGGAAAUAUGAAGUUGGCUCUCUCAAUCUUCGAGAGAAUGCCAGUGAGGAAUGAUGUUUCAUGGAACUCUAUGAUUUCUGGAUUCAUAAGGUCGGGUGAUAUGAAGGCUGCACGAUCAAUUUUGGACCGUAUGCCAGAGAAAACUGUAGUCUCUUGGACACUUCUAGUAACAGGAUAUAGUUUGGCACAAGAUCUCGAGUCAGCCAGUAGAAUUUUCCAUCAAAUGCCUGUGAAAAAUAUUGUAUCGUGGAACGCUAUGAUCACGGGUUAUGUUCAUAACCGCAUGUUUGAUCAAGCCCUUGAAUUAUUUCGCAGAAUGUUGAUCGACGGCAAGUGUAGGCCCGAUCAAACGACACUGAUCAGUGUACUAUCAGCAUGUUCUCAUCUCGGUUCUCUUGGACAUGGGAAGUGGAUAGAUUCUUAUAUCAGGAAGAACAGUAUUGAAUUAUCAACUUCGUUAGGCAAUACUUUGAUCGACAUGUUUGCAAAGUGUGGAGAUGUGGAUGGUGCAAAAGCAGUCUUUGACAGCAUGGGUCAUCGGAGAUGUAUUAUUACAUGGACAGCAAUGGUUUCGGGUCUAGCUAUUAAUGGAUGUUGUAAAGAAGCUAUUGAUCUCUUUGACAGGAUGUGCCAAGAGGGAGUUAAACCUGAUGAUGUUAUUUUCAUUUCAGUUCUUUCGGCUUGCACACAUGGGGGGUUAGUAGAAGAGGGUAACAGGGUAUUUGACUGUAUGGUCACACAAUACCAAAUCCAGCCCCGUAUCGAGCAUUAUGGUUGCAUGAUUGAUCUUCUUGGUCGAGCAAGCAAGCUAGAAGAAGCUGUACAACUCAUUGAAAGCAUGCAUCUGACGCCAAAUGCUGUGAUUUGGGCCACACUGCUUAGUGCUUGCAAGAUUCAUGGAAAUGCUAAGUUAUUAGAAGACGUUACCAGAAAGAUUCUUGAUCAGGAGCCGUCAAAUCCAGGCUACUUGACGUUGAUUUCUAAUCUCAGUGCUUCUGUUGGGAAGUGGGAGCAUUCUUCCACCCAUCGUGUCUCAAUGCGACAGCAUGGUUUGGAAAAGGUUCCAGGUUGCAGCUCAAUUCAGGUUGACAACCAGGUUCAUGAAUUCAUUGCCAAAGACUCCAGACAUGAACAAAGAGACAGAAUAUACCGUGCAUUGGAUAUUUUGAACGGACACUUGAAAGAAAUAUGCAACAUGAAACUAGUGUCUUCAUGUUCAUCAUUGUCUGUUGAAGCAGAAGCUAUGUCAUGGUAAUGGUUGAGAUUGUGGGGAGAAGUCCUAUGUGAGGAAUGGCCAUGAAAGACAUCUCUACUCAGAGAGAACAAAGGCAACAAUCAUUGUUGCAGAUGUUUGCUGGAGCUAUCUAUAUCAGCCAGUACCGGAAACUAAACUGGACCUCUGUGAUACCGAAGAAAAAUAUAGCAGAGAUACAGAGUACAGACCACGGAAUUUCUAGUGCUGCAACAGAAAUGUCAUGUGGAUGGAUCAUACGGAUGACUGACUACAGAAGGGGACAAGAUGCAGGGAAUGGGAGGGUUGCUUCUUCUCUGUUUUUUGGCAUCACCAUCGUCAUCAUCAUGUGCAUGAAUAUGGGGGGCCAAAGAGUAUUGGGUGAUGCCCCAGCUGCUCUCCUUUCGGUCUGAUCUGUUUCAGAAAGCCAGAAGAGAAAAUGGGCCUCAGAGUUAUGCAGCCAAAAGUUCAUCGGGUCUUUGGCCCGACUAUAUCUACCAGAAGAACGGAGAAGUCUAUAUGAAUGCUCUUCCCCAAAUGAGGACUCGAAGUCGGGCUGAGAAAGAGUUUUACUCCCUUUGUUACCGGUUGAGCCGCCUAAUAUUGGGUUUAGGGUUUAGAAAACUUGCCUGUAUAGUUCUAACAUUACUGUCUGCGAAGAUCUCUUUGUAUGAUUUUAACAGAAAAUUUGUCUGUAUAUUAACAUAAUCUAGGAACAUACUUGCCCUUUUACCUUUGAGAUUCAUUAGUUGCA